Molecule: messenger RNA, 5546 nt
Organism: Mesocricetus auratus (golden hamster)
Lineage: Eukaryota; Metazoa; Chordata; Mammalia; Rodentia; Cricetidae
Gene: Xiap
Product: X-linked inhibitor of apoptosis
Exons: 8
Coding region: 250-1740 (496 amino acids)
Cellular component (GO): nucleus; cytoplasm
Source: RefSeq, a predicted model, not a curated record
GGGUAUUUUCUGGGUGCCCCCUCCCGGCUCCGAGAAGCGGCGGGGCGUCGGUGGUCCCCCGAGCGGGCGCCACGCUAAGCGAGGGCCACCCGGCCCGAGCGGCCGCGGCCCGCCGCCCAGCCGUGUUUUCCCCGACCCGGCUCGGGCUGCCCCUCCCCCGGGACCCUCCCCUCGGGAACGGUCGCUCGCGGCAGUUUGGACGGGCUCCCUUGGCGCGAAAAGGUGGACAAGUCCUAUUUUCAAGAGAAGAUGACUUUUAACAGUUUUGAAGGAUCUAGAACUUGUGUACCUGCAGACACCAAUAAGGAUGAAGAAUUUGUAGAAGAGUUUAAUAGAUUAAAAACAUUUGCUAACUUUCCAAGUGGUAGCCCUGUUUCAGCUUCAACAUUGGCACGAGCAGGGUUUCUUUAUACUGGUGAAGGAGAUACUGUACAGUGCUUUAGUUGUCGUGUGGCAGUAGAUAGAUGGCAAUACGGAGACUCAGCUGUUGGAAGACACAGGCAAAUAUCCCCAAAUUGCAGAUUUAUCAAUGGUUUUUAUUUUGAAAACAGUGCCACACAGUCUACAAAUCCUGGUAUCCAAAAUGGCCAGUACAAAGCUGAAAACUAUGUGGGAAACAGAAAUCAUUUUGCUCUUGACAGGCCAUCUGAGACUCAUGCGGAUUAUCUUUUGAGAACUGGACAGGUUGUAGAUAUUUCAGAUACCAUAUACCCGAGGAACCCUGCCAUGUGUAGUGAAGAAGCCAGAUUGAAGUCCUUUCUGAACUGGCCAGACUAUGCCCACUUAACCCCCAGAGAGCUAGCCAGUGCUGGACUCUACUACACAGGGAUUGAUGAUCAAGUGCAGUGCUUUUGUUGUGGUGGAAAACUGAAAAAUUGGGAACCCUGUGAUCGUGCCUGGUCAGAGCACAGGAGACACUUCCCCAAUUGCUUCUUUGUUUUGGGCCGAAAUGUUAAUGUUCGAAGUGAAUCUGGUGUGAGUUCUGAUAGGAAUUUCCCAAAUUCGGCAAAUUCUCCAAGAAAUCCAGCCAUGGCAGACUAUGAAGCACGGAUCGUUACUUUUGGAACAUGGAUAUACUCAGUUAACAAGGAGCAGCUUGCAAGAGCUGGAUUUUAUGCUUUAGGAGAAGGUGAUAAAGUGAAGUGCUUUCACUGUGGAGGAGGGCUCACGGAUUGGAAGCCAAGUGAAGACCCUUGGGAACAGCAUGCUAAGUGGUACCCAGGGUGUAAAUAUCUAUUGGAUGAGAAGGGGCAAGAAUAUAUCAGUAAUAUCCAUUUAACCCAUUCACUUGGGGAAUCUUUGGUAAGAACAGCUGAAAAAACACCUUUGCUAACUAAAAGAAUUGAUGAUACCAUCUUCCAGAAUCCUAUGGUACAAGAAGCUAUACGAAUGGGAUUCAGUUUCAGGGACAUUAAGAAAACAAUGGAAGAAAAGAUCCAAACAUCUGGGAGCAGCUAUCUAUCCCUUGAGGUUCUGAUUGCAGAUCUAGUGAGUGCUCAGAAAGAUAAUACACAGGACGAGUCAAGUCAGACUUCAUUGCAGAAAGACAUUAGUACUGAAGAGCAGCUGAGGCGCCUACAAGAGGAGAAGCUUUGCAAAAUCUGCAUGGAUAGAAAUAUUGCGGUAGUUUUUGUUCCUUGUGGACAUCUGGUCACUUGUAAACAAUGUGCCGAAGCAGUUGACAAAUGUCCCAUGUGCUACACAAUCAUUACAUUCAAGCAAAAAAUUUUUAUGUCUUAAUUCAGAGCCACAGUAGGCAUGUUUUGUUCUUCUUUAAUUGAAUGUGUGAUGUGAGCAAACUUUAAGUAAUCAGCAUUGCAUUCCAUUAGCAUCUGCUCCCAAGUGGAAACAAAUGUUAACAACACUGUUACUGUCUAAACUUUGAAUUUCUGGAACUUUCAGGUUAUUAGCUAUAUCGUUUCUCCAACUUUUUACUCAAUUAAAGCCUUAGACAAAGAAGCAUUUAAUAUUAUAACUUUUCACCUUGUGUAUUUUUAGUACACUGACUUGAUUUCUGUAAGUGAAUUAAUCACUAGCAUUUUUCAUUCCUUUUGGAUAAGCUUAACAAAUGGAGUGUUCUGUAUAAGCAAGGAGAUUUGAGUUAAUCUACCCAGUCGGUCAUUGUGUUUAUUGUGAACAGGGAAUGAACUGCUCCACACUGGUGGGAGGAUAAACAUUGGUUUGUAGAUGUUUGUCUCUGUGCUUUAGGAGUCUGUCCAUUUUGUUUCACAAUUAUAAACAUACUUGUAUGAAUGAUUUUAAGUGAUUUUGCCAUCUCCCAAAAGAUAUUUAAUGGCAAACUGCUUAUCUAACCAGCAUAUACUAACAUGAAAAGACAACAAAAAUACAGUACAUGUAAAAUACAAAUGGCAAAACAUUAUAUAUAGUUUGAGCCAAAUCAAAGUGUGAAUUUUAUAUCUGUGUAGGACAAAAAAAAAGAUUUGGAAAGAUAUGCAUCACACUCUUAAGUAUGUUUUUUCUUGAGGGGGGUUGGGGUAUGGGUCUUAGAGGGGCUUAUAGGAGUCCUUCUGUUUUUCAUUUUGUUCUGUUUCAACUUUAUAUAAGUAUGUAUUACUUUUAUAUAAUCAGAAUUUUUAGAAAUAUUUUACUGAUUCAAAGGCUUAGGCAUGUUCAAACGUCUGCAAAACUACUUAUUGCUCAGUUUUAGUUUUUCUAAUCCAAGAAGGCAGGCCAGUUAACUUUUCUGGUGCCAAUGUGAAAUUUAAAUGUUUUUGUUUUGCCUGCUUUGUGGAUGUAAAAUAUUUCUGAGUGGUAGUUUUCUGACAGGUAGACCAUGUCUUCUUAUCUUGUUUCAAAAUAAGUCUUUCUGAUUUUGUAAAAUGAAAUAUAAAAUAUUGUCUCAGAUCUUCCAAUUAAUUAGUAAGGAUUCAUCCUUAAUCCUUGCUAGUUUAAGCCUGCCUAAGUCACUUUACUAAAAGAUCUUUGUUAACCCAGUAUUUUAAACAAAUGUCUGCUUAUGUAGGUAAAAGUAGAAGCAUGUUUGUAUGCUGCUUGUAGUUUUAGUGACAGCUUUCCUUGUUGAGAUUCUCAUGUCAUUUUGUGUCCUAAAAGUUUCAUGUGAGUUUUUACUGUUAGGAAGAUUAAGAUGUAUAUAGUACAGAAUGGUAAGUCUCUGAUUGUUUUGUGUUUGUUUCUUGACUAGUAAUGGUAGUAAAUACUUUAAAAUAUUUUCUCAAGAUUAAGACCUCUUGGAAAUUGCAACAUACUGACAAGAGUAGUUGUUUAAAUACUUUUGACAACUUUUAUAAGAAUCAAUAUGAAUAAAAUCCACCUAAAUGUUUCAUGGAACACAGAAUUUACCCUAAACAAUUAUCAUGAUAGACCUCUUACAGAGACUGGUCUGUUUUACUACAGAGUACAGUUUGAGAGUGAAACUGUUACAAUUUAGGUUUUUGUUGUAUUUUCUAAGAGAAAGAGUAUUGUUAGGUUCUCCUAACUUCUGUUGACUACUAUGGUAAGUGAUGUCAUUUUAAUUGCAAAUUUAAAUAGAAAAUAGCAGAAUUAAGUAAAUGAUUGCCCUUUUUUUCUCUUUGCUUUUUUUCAUGAAAAUCCUUAAUUCUUUUCAUUGUCUCCUACUUAGGUUCAGUUGUGUAGUCAUUAAGUUGAACCUGAUCUAAAUUGACUAAGGUUUAAAUUUAAAUUUACAUUUAAAGCAUUCCACAAGGGGAUAAAAGUGUUAAUUUAAAAAAAUGUUUCCUAAAACACUUCAGGUACAAGUCACGUAGGUAGUUUGUUUAAUCUAGCUGUUCGCCAAGGAUUCAAGGACUGAAUUGUUUUUGAAUAAGGCUUUUCUUGUUCUGGGAGCCUCAGUUCAUUAAAACUCUCCUUUUCAAACUUGUGUGCUGAGAGUUAAGCAAGACCUCUUUUUUUGUCUUCAUGAGUUGCGAAAUUGAAUUCAUGAAGCUGAUGUGGCUAACAAGUUUAUUUUAAGAAUUGUUUAGAAAAUGCUGUUACUUCGGGUUCUUAAAAUCACAGCACUCCAACUCUAAUCAAAUUGUUGGAGACUUACCAGAGUUGGUCUGAGCUCACAAAAAAAUACCCACUGAAUCCUUUCCAAUAUAACAGCAAAAAAUUGGUCACUUGGCAGGUCAAAAUAUUACCAGAUUCAAAUCACCCACCCCGAGAGUUCUCAGUAUCUCUGUAUUGAUGUUCUUUUCUGUGUAAAGUUCACUCUAGGAUUUUGAAGUAACCACCUAUUUUACUACAUAUCAGUCAUGUGAAAUUUGAAGUUAUUUUGUAAUAGUUUUAUUUGUAAUUUACUGUGCUAAUCAAAAUUUUGUGUUUGGCGUUUAUUAAAUAGAGUUUAUUUGAUUAAUGGCUUAGUAUUCCCUUUCCUGCUAGAUUUUGCCUCUUCCUUUGGUAGGGGUAGAGGUGAGGUGAGUGUAGUAAGUGAAUAUAAUGUGAUUUGGCUUUGUUAUAACAUUUUGUUGUUUUGUUAUUUAAAAUGUACUUUUUCUGUUUUAAUUUUGUAGGUAAAAUUUAGAUCUUGAGCUUUGUGAAUGGAAACUAUCACCCCAGCAUUAGCUGCAUUUGUUAUUCCCAUUAGACCUAAAUCGUUGUUUUACUAGUAACUGCCUGGGUACUGAAUAAGAGAAGAGGAGAGAUGAAAUAGAUUGUAGACCAUUGCUGUUAGAGAAAUAAGAAAAUGGACAAAUUUAAUCAAAUCUCUUUUUAAGAAGGUAGCUGUCCGCAAAGAAAUGAGCUGGCCGAAUAGGCUUCACAACCUGAGGUCAGAUCUCCAGAACACACAUAAAAGCUGGGUGUACUAGCCCAAGUAUCUGUAAUCCCAAGGCCAGCUAAUUUGACUUAGGCAUUAGCAGAGACCCUGUUAAGGUAGGAAGGUUGUCCUUUGGCUUAUCUGCCUUCUAAUAUGCAUUAUGCCACCUAUACUCACACACACACACACACACACACAUACACACAUACAUACACACACACACACACACACACACACACACACACACACACAAAGUAGCUUAUCUGUAUAAUAAGAGUAUUUAUUACCUUAACCAUUUUAUCCAAGAUGAUGGAACUCAACUCAAGGAGAAUACACCUUAAAUGUUUUAAGUAUUAACUCUCAAACUAAAACUUUUUUUCCGAGACAGGGUUUCUCUGUGUAACCCAGGCUGUACUCAAACUCAGACAUCCACCUACCUCUGCCUCUGCCUCUGCCUCUGCCUCCAGAGUGCUGGAAUUAAAGGUGUGUGCCACUACAGCCCAGAUUCAUCCUAAAACUUGUAGACCUUCCAUAGGUUUUCCUUGAUGGAGGACUUGGACUAAAGCUUAAUAGACAGCCUGGAAAGAUAACUCAGCCACUAAGAGUACUUGCUGCUUCUACAUAGGACCAAGGCUCAGUUCCCAGCACCCACAGGGUGGCUUACAACUGAAUGUUAGCUCCAGCUUUGGUCUUUCUGGUGCUCUAUUUUGGCCAGAAAUAUUGGUGGUACAUGGGCACCUACAUGCAUGUACAUAUAUACAAACAUACACACAUACACAUAAAAUAAAAAUGAUCUUUAAAGCUUAAA